AUGGCGCUGUUGCCGGAGGAGCGACCCCUCACGCCUUCAGCUCUCAUAGAGGACGUCCAGCUGCUCUUCUACCCUCUUCAGCUGGCCACCGACGCCGGCCUCAUCUUCAGAGACUUUCUCAGCAUGUCUAACAAGCUCUGGAGACAAUUUUCACCCAACAAGCUCAAGUCGGGCUACCGGAUCGUGCCGAUCAACCUGCGCCCGCGGAGUCGCGGACGGGUGCUCCUGCGCUCCCGGAAUCCGUUCCAGGACCCAGCCAUAAGGCUCAACCUGUUCGACGACCUGAAGGACCUGGCCGUGCUCAGAGAGGCGGCGAAGAUGACCGAACAGGUGGCGCUUUCUCCUCCGUUCCGCCGCGUCGGAGGCCGACCGAGCCGCGUGCGCAGCCCCUUCUGCGGCUCGCUGCCCGCCCGCUCCGACCCCUGGUGGGAGUGUCAGGCGCGGGUCUUCUCCGAGACCAUUUACCACGACACCAGCACGUGUGCCAUGGGACCGCCGCACGACCACUACGCCGUGGUGGAUAACCAGCUCAGGGUGUACGGCAUCGCGGGCCUGCGCGUGGUCGACGCCUCGGUGAUGCCCCGAAUCCCGUCGGGUAACACCAACGCACCCACCAUCAUGAUCGCCGAGAAGGCCGCCGACCUGGUCAAGGCCUACUGGCACGCCGUGGACAUGGGCCUGGAUCCAGCCACGUACGUGGAGCGGCACGUGCUGCACCCGCGCCGACGCGGCGGCCGGCUCUACGACUACACAGAACACGUGGGCCACGCAGACGCACACGUGACAGAGUCGAGCGAAGACCGGGCGACCACAAAGCCGAGAGAAGAGCCGAGCCAAGGCAGGGCGGCGGCUGAACAGAGGUUUUCAGUGGGGGGAGAUGGAGCAGUGUCCGGAGGGAGGACCGGACGCUCUGAGGACCGUCCACUCCUUCCUCCUCAGAGGACGGCUUCUUUCUCUUCGGAGGACGGCGUGGCUUCGGUCCUGGAUGGGCUGCCCUCAGAGUUUGGAGGACAGUCUGGUAGAGACAGUGCGGUAUUGGUAAAGAUUGAUGGACCUGCGAUAUCGGAGGAUAAACCGUCUUUUAAGAGAGAUAGAUCCCCUGCACGAGAUUAUGAGGUGUUCACCGAGGAGGACGCACAGGCUCCAACACUGCGACAACCAUCACCUGCAGAAGACGGCCUUUCCUUUGCCGGGAUGUAAACCGUCACCCAUCAAAGAAAACCCUUCACAUUCUGAAGGAACACCUUCACCCUGUGAAGGUAAAGCUUCACCCGUGAAAGACGCAGCGCCACAGAUACGGGGCGAAGAAUCAGCGGCCUCAGAUGCUGCACCAAGGAGAUGGGAGGUCUCCGAUAGCUGGCUGACGGAGACCGAUCUGGCGCGGUACAGUCAGGACAAGCGCCAGCUGGUGGACAUGAUGAGUGUAGCUCGAGACAAACUGGGGCGCCUGGCGCGUGUGCUCACCGCCGGUGCCUUCACGCAAUAAGAGCUCGGACGUGUGACGAGAAAGUGCUUGGUUGCCAUUUAUCUAGUGACGUUGUGAAUGGUGAUGUCCUUAUGCACGUAGGCGAACACGCGUGCGUGUACGCGCGUCUCACUCCACACGUGCUUACACGUGCCGAUGUCGCACGUGCCUGUGUAGGCGUGUUUGUUGCAGGCAGUGCACGUCGGCAGGGGUCAUUUUCAUCAUCAUAGUGACAAAACAUAGAAGUCAUCAGAAUCAUCUGCCCCGUCGGGAUGGACAGCAGGUGACGUGUAGAAGUAAGCUCUGUGAGUGUUGUGUAAUUGACUCCAUCUGGACUCGAUUUGGCCACACAUAUGAGACUGCGGAAACUUAGGAUAGAGUCGAAUGAACGACAUAUAUCAGAAUGUCAGCAUCGUGAUAUUCAUGCGGUUUAAGUAAGCUGGAGCAGAGAAUAGGAUGUGUGCUAAAUACGUUAAACGAUUGCUGGAAACACGCCACCAUGUGAUCCGCUAUAACGGACCUAGUCUUAUCAGUACCUUCAGCUGACUUGGACUAGGAUAUUUUUACAGCUAGUGUGGUCUCCCAUCAGCGUGGCAUCAGCAGAGCAUGUGUAAAUACCGCAUCGUGGGUGGUCUUACACGUGUUUAGUGGGGAUUCAAAUGAUUAUCAAGAUAGUUAUUUCCUUGUCCACUUAACCGUUAGUUGCUCCCGUUGUUAACUGGGAACUGUCUGACGUGGCUGCGUUCAGCAUGUAAAAGUUCAUAGGCAGUGUAGCAUAGCUGGCCCCUCUAAUCCUUUGAACGUCUACCACCAUAUACAAGCAAACCGGUCAGGACAUCUAUCCACUGUAACCAUAAUAAUAGCAAACCGGUCAGGACAUCUAUCACUGUAACCAUAAUAAUAGCAAACCGGUCAGGACAUCUAUCACUGUAACCAUAAUAAUAGCAAACCGGUCAGGACAUCUAUCACUGUAACCAUAAUAAUUCUGCUCUGCUCACAAAAUCGAUGACAAAAUAUGCAAUAGCCGGGUAUCCAAAAAACGUAGGCACAUGUCAACAGCAGUGUUCUUGGGCUGGCAUGUAUAUUCCAAAAAUCUGGAGACUAAAGACCUUUUAAUGACAAACAACCCAAUGGUGACAUGUGUUAGCGACGGCUCACUUUGCAUCUCACAGGCGAGGGAUCAUAAGAUCAUAUACCACGCGACCAUUGUACAAGUCUUACCCGCCAAAUGCUCACACAAAAUAUUGAAAUUCUAGCAGCACACGACACAAGAAAACCCAGCAUCCUGAAAGCGAUACUAACUCACGACCACGCAUCAGUACUAAACAGGCAAAUCAAUCAGGCCUUUAACUUAUCUCUUUGGAGCCACACUUAAAAUAAAUUACACCGACAAGGAACAUGACGCUGCCCCGGACAAUGGGUCUGACCUAAUGAAAUGUAGCGGCGUGAAGUGUUAUUUUGGAUGUCAUAUAUCGCAGCGGACCUUAUCGGCUGGUGCAAAGUCAGAAUGACAGUGAUAAUGAUCCCAUGAUAGGUAGCGUAUAGCUCGCAUGCUCGUGCUUUAUGUUGUGGUUUUAAGAGUGCCAGUCGCUGACAUCAGCCGAAGAAUUGAUUUUAAGAAUGUGUAACGAUGUAUACGAGACGUUGAAUAGCAAGAAUAUACGUG
Messenger RNA from Pollicipes pollicipes, 3131 nucleotides. RefSeq lists its product as uncharacterized. Lineage: Eukaryota; Metazoa; Arthropoda; Thecostraca; Pollicipedomorpha; Pollicipedidae. Gene Ontology annotation, molecular function: oxidoreductase activity, acting on CH-OH group of donors; flavin adenine dinucleotide binding. The transcript is spliced from 5 exons. The coding region runs from base 1 to 1200 and encodes 399 amino acids. The record is from RefSeq and is a predicted model, not a curated record.